AUGGGAGGCCGCCGCAAUAUGCACGCCUACAAUCAAGACGAGAUCGACAGGCUCAAGGGCAUCCCGCUCCCCGUCAAGAUCAAAUGCGGUCGGUGUCACAAGAACCUCCCACAAGCCAAGUACUCUACCAAGCAGCUCACCGAUGCGCGUUGGCAAAUCAAGAACUCGGCCAAGAUUUAUAAGGCUAUCAACUGUCAGGGAUGUACUGGGCAGCAGAAGGUCGAGGUCGAGUGCACCAUGUGCGGUAAAACCAAGGGCCUGGAAGAGUUUGCCAAAUCGCAGCGUGCAAAGCCCGAUACUGCCAAAUGUUUCAAGUGUAUCGAAGCUCAGCUUGCGGACGAAGCCGUCGACGAAGACCGCUAUGAGAACUUGGAGAACGCUUUCCUUCCGGCGGACCACUCUAACGGCCAGUAUCCUGAGUACUUCUCCUCGGCCACAACUGACACUUCUUCCAACUACGGCGACGAUGAAUGGCAGACCGUCAAUGGUGGAGAUCGGCGCCCUAAACACAAAGACAUGGCAGACGGAGGUAUCGCAUUGUCGGCUGACUUUCAAAAGGCUAUGUCCAUGACUGGCUCAGCAGACGAGAGCCUGAUUGAGACCGAGUACACAUACGCUGCUGCCGCUGGUCACGGAAAGGGCAACAGCGACGGCGGCUGGAGCGAACAACGCACCAAAUCAUGGCAUACCAAGUCCAAUGCAGCUCCCAGCACGAGCUCUGGCUUCAGCCCUAAUGCUUACGGUCGUUCCGCUUCUUCAAUCGCCGGUUCCGCUCACUCCUUCGCUUCCAGUGUAGCUGAAUACUCCGAUACUUCUGAUGUUCGUCCCAAUGGAUGGGCUAAGAUCCGUGCUGCUCCUCGCGGCCCUCCUAUGAUGCCUAUGGGUGACAUUGCUCGACAGACUGGCUCUGACCUUGGUGCUUGGGAUUCUGAUGACGAUGAAGAGGAGAAUGAUGAAGAUGACGAUGAUGACAGCUAUACAGCAUCUGCGCUUUGCGAUAUCAAGGUCGAAGGCGGCUGUGCCAGCGCAAUAGCGGUGGCGCAAACUUCAUAUGAGAAGGCGAACAACAUCUCCGCCGCAGAGAUCCGUGACUCGUACCAACAACGUGUUCGACAAGCAGAGCAAGACGCCGAGGAAGCAGAAGACAACGGCGAAGGACCGUCGAAUGCUGGUGAAGAAGGCGAAGAUGUCGAAGAAGACCUGCAAGCAGAGUCCUCUGCAAUGGCAGCUGAACGCUCCCGCAAACGUAAACGCAAUCAAGAAGAGGCCAUAGCGAAGAUAAAGAAAGGCAAGGCGGCUAAGAAGGCGUCAAAGAAAAAGAAGAAGGGCUCAGAUGAUGACUCCGACUUUGAGGACGUCAUGGACAUGUACAAGAAGGCUAAGCCGCUUCCUGGACAGCUGGAGAACUGCGAGAUUUGUAACAAGCGUUUUACCGUCACACCAUACAGCAAGGCGGGUCCAGAAGGUGGACUUCUUUGUACACCGUGUGGAAAAGAGAUGGUGAAAGAUGCAAAGGCAGAGAAGAAGGCAGCUAAGCCCGUCGUGCGCAAGGGCCGAAGGAAGAUUGAGAGCAACCGCCUCGAUGGUAUGACUGUGCGCGGACCCAAGACGCUACAACAGCUGUGCAUUGAGAAGCUCGCCAAACAUUCCGAAGACAUUGACGAAUUGGGCGAGAUGCCAGAGGGCAUCAUGAACCGAAUCAGUGAGAUCUUCUCGAAGAAGCGUGCGAUGAACUCCAACACGAUGAAGUUGUUCCUCCAGCCCGAUAUGCAAUCGGUUGCAAUUCAUGAGGCUGCAUACCUCGAGACUGAGGAUUAUGAUCAGAUCUUUGCAAUUUGCCCAUACGUUAAGCGUCUAUCUCUUCGCAACUGUUGCCAGUUUAAGGACAGUAAUAUCGACUACAUGAACGAAAAGGCGAAGGCGCUUGAAGAGAUCCAAUUAUUGGGAGCUAACCUUGUCUCCAACGACAAAUGGGCUGAACUCUUCAUCGCCCGAGGCCAAGAUUUGAAGACACUCAAGGUGGAAUGGUUGGACGCCGCAUUCGACGAUCAGGUAGUAGAAGCACUUACCACUUUCUGUCCAAACCUUGAGCGUCUGAAGAUCGAGCGUUGCAAGAAGAUUGGGCCAGACAGCAUCGACGCCAUAGCUCAUUUGAAGCACCUAAAGCAUCUCACACUCCGCUUCUACGACCCCAUCACCCGCGAGAAGCUCGUCCACUUGGUAAACUCCGUUGGCGCCAACCUCCGCACCCUGUGUUUAGAGCACUUCCUCGACAACACAACAGAUCCCACCGACGACGUCUUAGAGACCAUCCACAACAAGUGCCACCAACUUAGCAAAUUUCGCUUCACUGAAAACAACGAGUGCACCGACGCUGGCUACGUCGAUCUCUUUUCUGGCUGGGAUAACCCGCCCCUCCACUACAUCGACGUAAACUCCACUCGCGACAUGGACAACUCUAACCCUGACGGCCCAGAGGAUGAACCCAUCGGCCUCGCUUCCAACGGCUUCCGCGCGCUGAUGGCACAUUCCGGCUCGCGCCUCGAGUUCCUAGACAUAUCUUCCUGCCGCCACAUUUCCCACGCGACUUUUACAGAAGUCUUUGACGGCACCAAACAAUAUCCUCAUCUCCGCGAGGUCAACUUGUCUUUCUGUCCCGUGGUUGAUACGCAGAUUGUUGCUGGUGUCUUCCGGUCGUGUCCUGCGAUCAAGAAGGUGGUUACGUUUGGGUGCUUCCAGGUAAACGAUGUGGUUGUGCCCAGGGGCAUUGUGUUGAUUGGAGCACCAAAGGCUCAGGAUCAGAUUGAGCAGUUUGGAGAGUUGGUGUUGGACUAUCAGAAGGAGAUUGAGGAGGAGAGGGGCCAGAUGAGGGCGGUGGGGAGAAUUAUUCCUGUUGUUGGGUAG
Messenger RNA from Alternaria burnsii, 2904 nucleotides. RefSeq names its product dna repair protein rad7. Bases 1 to 2904 code for a protein of 967 amino acids. Lineage: Eukaryota; Fungi; Ascomycota; Dothideomycetes; Pleosporales; Pleosporaceae. Gene Ontology annotation, biological process: SCF-dependent proteasomal ubiquitin-dependent protein catabolic process. Gene Ontology annotation, cellular component: SCF ubiquitin ligase complex. The transcript is spliced from 6 exons. The record is from RefSeq and is a predicted model, not a curated record.